Molecule: messenger RNA, 3469 nt
Organism: Symphalangus syndactylus (siamang)
Lineage: Eukaryota; Metazoa; Chordata; Mammalia; Primates; Hylobatidae
Gene: GEN1
Product: GEN1 structure-specific endonuclease
Molecular function (GO): 5'-flap endonuclease activity; four-way junction DNA binding
Source: RefSeq, a predicted model, not a curated record
GAGAGGCCGGAAGUGCCCCUUAGCGGGUGGUUCCGCAGUGACCGGACGCGGGGGAGGCGAGUGAUUUGCCUAAGUAAAAGGGAAAGAUAACUGAGCGCCCUCCCGCAGCGGGUCUACCCAUGCGUCCGCUGGGCCGGCUGGGAGCCGGCAAGGGAAGGCCGAGCGGGCCCCACUGGGGGAAAGGGAUCAGUCACUUCCCGGAAGAGGUGGAGCCGCGCGGGCCCGGCGCCGGAUUCGAAACGUUUCCUGGUGCUCCUGGGCCUGGCGGCUGAGCCCGGGGCGCUAGUCUUUGCUUGGGUAAAGAAAGAGGACUUUUCUUUUUUUUUUUUCUUUAGAGAAAAUUCAGAAAUUUGGAGGCACAGUAGUUAGGAUUCAGGCCAAACUGGUAAAUGACGAAGGGGCUUCUUCCAGAGCCAAGGAAGGAGGGUUGUCCGGCAGAUAAUCACCAGAAUGGGAGUGAAUGACUUGUGGCAAAUUUUGGAGCCUGUUAAGCAACACAUCCCCUUGCGUAAUCUUGGUGGGAAAACCAUUGCAGUUGAUCUGAGUCUCUGGGUGUGUGAGGCACAGUCAGUCAAAAAAAUGAUGGGCAGCGUCAUGAAGCCCCAUCUCAGGAACUUAUUUUUUCGUAUCUCAUAUUUAACACAAAUGGAUGUAAAACUGGUAUUUGUUAUGGAAGGGGAACCACCAAAGCUGAAAGCUGAUGUCAUAAGCAAGAGGAAUCAGACUCGGUAUGGGUCUUCUGGAAAAUCGUGGUCUCAGAAAACAGGGAGAUCACAUUUUACAUCAGUCUUAAGAGAGUGCCUCCAUAUGCUCGAAUGCUUAGGAAUCCCCUGGGUUCAGGCUGCUGGGGAAGCUGAAGCCAUGUGUGCUUAUCUCAAUGCUGGUGGUCAUGUCAAUGGCUGCCUCACCAAUGACGGAGAUACUUUCCUUUAUGGGGCCCAGACUGUUUACAGGAAUUUCACUAUGAAUACAAAGGACCCACAUGUUGACUGUUACACAAUGUCAUCUAUCAAGAGUAAACUAGGUUUGGAUAGAGAUGCUCUGGUUGGAUUAGCAAUACUUCUUGGCUGUGAUUAUCUCCCAAAGGGAGUCCCUGGAGUUGGAAAAGAGCAAGCAUUAAAACUUAUACAGAUUUUGAAAGGGCAAAGUUUACUUCAGAGGUUUAAUCGGUGGAAUGAAACAUCUUGUAACUCUAGUCCACAACCGCUGGUCACUAAAAAACUGGCUCAUUGUUCCAUAUGUUCCCAUCCAGGUUCACCUAAGGAUCAUGAACGUAAUGGAUGCAGAUUAUGUAAAAGUGAUAAAUAUUGUGAGCCACACGACUAUGAAUACUGCUGCCCUUGUGAGUGGCACCGUACAGAACAUGAUAGGCAACUCAGUGAAGUAGAGAACAAUAUUAAGAAGAAAGCUUGCAGUUGUGAGGGAUUCCCAUUCCAUGAGGUUAUUCAAGAAUUCCUUUUAAACAAGGAUAAAUUGGUGAAGGUUAUCACGUACCGAAGACCUGAUUUGUUAUUGUUUCAGAGAUUUACUCUUGAAAAAAUGGAGUGGCCCAGUCACUAUGCGUGUGAGAAAUUGUUGGUACUUUUGACCCGUUAUGACAUGAUAGAAAGAAAGCUUGGUAGCAGAAACUCUAAUCAACUACAGCCAAUUCGAAUUGUUAAGACCCGAAUCAGAAAUGGAGUUCAUUGUUUUGAAAUAGAAUGGGAAAAGCCUGAACAUUAUGCUAUGGAAGAUAAACAACAUGGAGAAUUUGCUCUAUUAACAAUUGAGGAAGAAUCAUUGUUUGAAGCAGCGUAUCCUGAGAUCGUUGCUGUUUACCAAAAACAAAAGUUAGAAAUUAAAGGGAAGAAACAGAAACGUAUUAAGCCUAAAGAAAACAAUUUGCGAGAACCAGAUGAAGUAAUGAGCUUUCAGUCACACAUGACUUUAAAACCCACAUGUGAAAUCUUUCAUAAGCAGAAUUCUAAGUUAAAUUUGGGGAUUUCCCCUGAUCCUACAUUACCACAGGAAUCUAUUUCUGCCUCAGUGAAUAGCUUGCUUUUACCUAAAAAUACUCCAUGUUUGAAUGCACAAGAACAGUUCAUGUCUUCUCUAAGACCUUUGGCUAUACAGCAAAUUAAAGCUGUCAGUAAGUCUCUAAUUUCAGAAUCUAGUCAACCCAAUACCUCAUCUCAUAAUAUAUCCGUGAUUACUGAUCUACACUUGAGCACUAUUGACUGGGAAGGUACUUCUUUUAGUAAUUCUCCAGCUAUUCAGAAGAAUACUUUUUCUCACGAUUUAAAAUCAGAAAUUGAAUCAGAGCUAUCAGCCAUCCCUGGUGGCUUUGAAAAUAUCCCAGAACAACUGCCAUGUGAAUCAGAAAGGUACACUGCAAACAUAAAGAAAGUGUUGGAUGAGGAUUCUGAUGGGAUUAGUCCUGAAGAGCAUCUGCUUUCUGGCAUUACUGAUUUAUGUCUUCAGGAUUUGCCUUUAAAGGAACGAAUAUUUAUAAAAUCAUAUCUUCAGGAUAAUCUACAACCAGAUGUCAACCUGAAAACUUUGUCCAUACUUAGUGUAAAAGAAUCUUGUAUUGCUAACAGUGGUUCUGAUUGUACAUCACAUCUUUCAGAGGAUCUUCCAGGAAUUCUCUUGCAAAAUGAAUCCAGAGACUCUAAAGUUCUAAAAGGAGACCAGCUGCUUCAAGAAAACCAUAAAGUCAAUACUUCUGUCCCUUAUUCUGUCAGUAACACAGUGGUAAAGACCUGCAAUGUUAGACCACCAAAUACUGCUUUAGAUCAUAGUAGAAAAGUUGAUAUGCAAACCACUCAGAAAAUUUUAAUGAAGAAGAGUGUUUGCCUUGACAGACACUCCUCUGAUGAACGAAGUGCCCCAGUGUUUGGGAAAGCUAAGUACACAACUCAAAGAAUGAAGCACAGUUCUCAAAAGCAUAAUUCAUCCCAGUUCAAAGAAAGUGGCCAUAACAAGUUGAGUAGCCCUAAGAUACAUAUUAAAGAAACUGAACAGUGUGUCAGAUCUUAUGAAACAGCUGAAAAUGAAGAAAGCUGUUUCCCAGAUUCAGCAAAAAGUUCUCUGAGUUCUCUACAAUGUCAUAAGAAAGAAAACAACUCUGGUACUUUUUUGGAUAGUCCUCUUCCUUUACGCCAGAGAUUAAAACUAAGAUUCCAAAGCACUUGAAAGGAAAUUUAAAACACUUAAGUAUAACUUAUUAUUUUAGUGCUAUCAGCAAUAGCAGAGACAGAGGGAAGGUAUCUAGUUCAUGUGUGGUAAAAAUUUUAAUGUUCUCUCUGUCAUGAAACACCAUUUCAAUCAAAAUUGUAAUUUUUAAAAUAUCACCUAAAACUCUGGUUUUAAAAGAUCCUCUGUAUUGAAAACUUCUGAUAAUGUAUGUCAUUAUUAUGUCCGUAUUAUUCCUUAUAGUUUUAAAAUAUUAGUAUAGUACUUGACAAAGUAAAUGCUUCAUCUAAUUGUU